This is a messenger RNA of Alosa sapidissima (American shad), 5259 nucleotides long. RefSeq names its product ribosomal protein S6 kinase polypeptide 1 (gene rps6kc1). The record is from RefSeq and is a predicted model, not a curated record. Gene Ontology annotation, molecular function: phosphatidylinositol binding; ATP binding; protein kinase activity. Gene Ontology annotation, biological process: protein phosphorylation. Lineage: Eukaryota; Metazoa; Chordata; Actinopteri; Clupeiformes; Clupeidae. Gene Ontology annotation, cellular component: early endosome.
CUGGCAAUGUUUGGACCCCUGAUUAAGUUGAAUACUCAAAUCAUAUGUAGAUAAAAAUCGCCGUCUGAAUCAAUGUCGACAUGCUUAGAAUCAGGUAAUCAACAACAGUAGCCUAGUACAUGAAGCGAGAGGAGGGCGCGUUAAGGGCGGGACAUCCUGUCUCAUUAUCAAACCAGUCCAGCGGUUUCGGUUCCCUGCUGUCAUGAAUCCAGUGCUAGGAGAACCAGAGAAUGGGAUUGUAGCAAGCUACCGAGCGGCUAUGUCCCAAUCAGGAUGAUAUCGCAGAGGGAAAAGGGUGAACUUGCUCGAUUCUACACUGUUACGGACCCCAGAAAGCACGAGAAAGGAUAUACCGUUUACAAAGUCACAGCAAGGAUCAUCUCCCGUAAAAACCCCGAAGACGUCCAAGAGAUCACUGUGUGGAAGAGGUACAACGACUUCCGGAAGCUUCAUCGAGACCUCUGGCAGAUCCACAGGAACCUCUUCCGCCACUCUGAGCUCUUCCCACCCUUCGCCAAGGCUAAAGUCUUCGGUCGUUUUGAUGACUCUGUGAUCGAGGAGAGGAGGCAGUGUUCAGAGGACCUGCUGCAGUUCAGUGCAAACAUCCCAGCACUUUACAGCAGUCAACACAUCGAGGACUUCUUCAAGGACGGAGAGGUCCAGGACGGCUCAGAACUCAUCGGGCCCGCAGAGCCUUUUUCCCACUUCCUUGCUGACAGCCUAUCAGAUUGCAGCUCUGAAGUCCAGAGAGACAUCGGUGGAGUGGAUGACCUGACCGUCACCAGUCAGUCGGAGUAUGGAGGCCUGUCCAGUGAGAGCGAUCUGAUCUCCCUGCUGGUGGACGGAGACUCUCUUGCCGAGUUGGACGAUGGAAUGGCCUCAGGCAGUGAGUCACCCAAUCACGUGGCAGCUCCGGGCUGUGGCCCCGCCCCCUCGGCCCAGCUGAGAGAGGCUCCCCCAAUCAGGAGCGAGCCCGAGGCGAGUGGGCGGGCCUCCGGGCGGACGGGCGGUCUCUUCCCCAGCGCGCUGAAGAGGAGGCGGGACUACCUGGACAGGGCAGGAGAGCUCAUCCGAUUGGCCGCUCACAACGAGGCCCAGGGCCACGUGCAGGCCGCACUCACACACUACAGGGGCGGAGUGGACCUGCUGUUACAGGGAGUACAGGGUGAGGUCAGUCCGAGCCGUAGAGAGGCAGUGAAGAGGAAGACGGCAGAGUAUCUGAUGCGUGCUGAGCAACUGACCAAUCAGCACGCUCAUCUCAACGACAUCAUGGGACAGAGUUCAACGCAGAGUGCGGUGUUGGGAUCUCAGUGCUGUCGACCCAGCUGGAGUCAGCAGACUCAGAGUGAUGACCUCAACAACUACAGAGUCCUCGGGGUCAUCGACAAGGUUCUUUUGGUGAUGGACAAGCGCACUCAGGAGACGUUUAUUUUAAAGGGUCUGAGGAAGAGUAGUGAAUGUGGGCGCGUGAGGAAGACCAUCCUGCCCCAUGACGUGCCGCACAUGGUGCGCCUCAGGAAGUUCAUUGUGGCCGAGGACUCCAUCUUCCUCCUCAUGGAGUACGCAGAGGGUGGGAAGCUGUGGUCCCACAUCAGUAAGUACCUGCGCAGCAGCAGUCCUGACGAGAGCUGUGACAUCCCCUUCAUACAGAAGUCCCACACGGCAGCCGUGCACCCUGUGGGCCCCCUGGCCCCUGGCCUGGGCAGCUCGGGCAGCGCGGACUCAGUGGGCCCAGGGGCCCUCGCCGGCCCCUCCACCUUCCAGCCCCAGGGGCCCAGCCUGCUGCUGGCCGCGGCCCACGGAGGGAGCCCCGGGCUGGGGGACGAGUGCUACCACAAGGGUGCGCCGCUGGAGGUGCGGGGGGAGGAGGAGAGGGGCACCAACAGCUACCUGACCCUGUGCGUGGAGUACGAGCAGGACAAGGUGGAGCCCGAGGCUCUUGGCCAGGCCGGACGGGAGACGGCGGAGGAGGAGGUCAACGGAGGCUCCGUCACGGUCGUCGUGCCGACGGCCCCGCGGACCAAGCUGUUGCUUAGCAACGACAGCCUGUCGUCGCCCGCGGGGCAGGACGUGUGUUUGUUCUUCGCGGACGAGGGCGGGAGCGAGGGGGGCGACGUGUUCGCUCAGGCCCCGGAGCCGGUCAGCGCGUCCGUCGGCUCCAAACGCACGCCCAUGGAGUUCUUCCGCAUCGACAGCAAGGACAGCGCCAGCGAGGUCCUCCUCCUCCACGACCCCGGCCACGACCUGUCCACCUCGGACCUGGGCUCCGAGGUCACGGAGUCGCUGCUGGACCUGGCCGAGGUGGUGGAGGUCAAGGGUCACCUUGCGGACCUGUGGCGCUUCGACAGCGAUCGGGCCUCCAACGAGUCGGUGCCGGUCAUCUCCUUCACGGAAGCGGUCGGCGGGGGGAACGGGGUCGGCCCGGAGGAGGCGGGGCCUCCCGACCUGCUGGUCAACCUGCCCGGGGUGGGGGGGGGCGCCGACCCUCUGGAGGAGGAGCUGGUCGCAGCUGGCGUCGCCAUGGCGAUCGAGCCCAAGCCCUCGCCCAAGCGUGGCCAGCCGGAUGUGCUGCUGCUGGACCAUGACAUGGGCCAGGAGGCCGACCCUGAUUGGUCGCUGGAGCAGGACGCGCUGUCGUCCUCGGCUUACUCCACCCAGAACUCUACGGGGGGCUCGUGCUGCAGCCCGCCCUCCAGAGCCAAGAUGGCCGCCAGCUCCAACCCUGUGGACAUUCCCCCAGCAGCAGGGCUGCGACUGGCUCCCUCGGGCUCCAGCGAUGACAUCCCCUUCGCGGACGCCAGCGAAGCGUCGGGGCGGUUUGAUCCCGGCUCUGACCCGGCGCCUCUGCGCCUGUGUGGGGGUGCGGAGAUGGAGGCUCUGGGGGGGGCGGUCCCCGGGGUCCGGUGCGAGGCGGGUGUGUGUGUGUCCCGGCGCGACUCGGACGCGGGUGCGGGCGUGUGUGUGGACCCGGGGCGGAACGUGUCGCAGCUGUUCCGUGAGCUGGACGAGCUGAGCAAGGCGGCCGCUCAGGUGCGCAUACCUGAGGAGUUUGUGCGCGGCUGGGCUGUGGAGAUGGUGAGCGCGCUGGACACACUGCACCAGCAGGGCCUCAUCUGCAGAGACCUGAACCCCAGCAACCUGCUGCUCACCGACACAGGUCACAUCCAGCUGACGUUCUUCUGCAGCUGGAGCGAAGUGGAGGAGUCGUACGACCGGGAGGCCAUCGCCAACAUGUACUGCGCUCCAGAGGUGGGUGGGAUCGGUGAGGAGACGGUGGCCUGUGAUUGGUGGAGCCUGGGGGCCAUUCUGUUUGAGCUGCUAACAGGAAAGUCGCUGCACCAGUGCCAUCCAGCAGGAAUCAGCAGACACACGUUCCUGAGCAUCCCUGAGUUUGUGUCCGAGGAGGCGCGCUCUCUACUGCAACAGCUUCUCCAGUACAACCCUGCAGAGAGAUUGGGAGCAGGAGGAUCAGGAGCCGAAGACAUCAAAUCACACCCAUUCUUCAGCUGCGUCACCUGGCCCACAUAAUCACACACACACACACACACACACACACACACACACACACACACACACACACACACACACAGAUAUAUACACACACUCACACACACAUAGAUAUACAAACACACACACACACACACACACACACUCACACACACACUCGCACUCACACACACACAAACACACAGUAAGAACAAAGGGAUAAGCUCCAGUUCCUCUUUCUGGACCAAUCAGCAGUGAAAACACUCCUGUUACACACCUGUGUGCUCCCACCCAUCAUCUCCGUGAGUGUGUGUGUGUGUGAGAGAGACACAGAGGGUAAUGAAGAGAAUUUGCCCCUGCAGUAAUGCUCCAAGUGGCGUGCGUGCGUACGUGCGUGCGUACGUGCGUGCGUGCGUGCGUGCGUGCGUUAGGGAUUUGAUCUCUGGAAAAAUGUCACGCAAUAUGAGGACCUGGUCAACAGUGCUCAACAGCCAAUCAGAUGAGAGUAUGACCAAACCCAGCCGGAGCUGAACCUACAACAGCCAAUGAGAUGACUGAGUACUGACAACUGGACAGAACGGAGUAUGAAACAGCCAAUCACACAAGAGAGUGGGAAUGGACCAGUGGUCCUCCACUCUUGCCCAAUCAGCACACCACAGUGGCACUGACCCCACCCCCACCUGUCCUCCUAUUGGCCAGAACAGACUUAGUAGCCAAUCAGAGGACUCUGCCUAUCUGUCAGUCAAAAGUAUCUGAAGAGCAGAGCCAGACUCAACAGUGACCAAGGACUAGAACACCCCCUGAUCCUUGCAUGCUCAAAUGCUAUUUUAUCAAAAAGUGUGUAUGAGAGUGAGUGAGCGUGUGAGAGUGAGCGUGUGAGAGUGAGCGUGUGUGUGAGCGUGUGUGAGCGUGUGUGAGUGAGUGUGUGUGUGUUCAAGGGUUACAUGCAACACUGUGCCGAUGCCAAAUGAGGUGGGAAGCACAGCUGGCGAUAGAAGAGAGGAGGCCAGUGCAGUAGCCAUCACUGCCCCAGCUGACCUGAACAAGUGUGUGUGUGUGUGUGUGUGUGUGUGUGUGUGUACUGCCUCAGCUGAACAAGUGAGUUUGUGAGCCAUCAUAUGAUGGCUGGUUGAGUUAUAAUGGCAGACUACAGUUGUGUGUGUUUAUAGAAGAACAUGUGUUUUAAAAGAGAAGUGUGUGUGUAAAGAACAGAUAUUGGCAUUAAAGAGAAGUAAUGUUUUUAUUUUGUUUUUUAUUUUCAUUUCCUGAAAGUCCUGACUUCAUGACUGCUGGUGUUUUGUAUGAGAGAGUCCAACUUAAUGAUGUACUCAUUAAUGAUAUGUUAAUAAUAUGUCAAUGAUAUGUUAAUGAUGUACUUAUUAAUGACGUGUUAAUGAUGUACUUAUUAAUGAUAUGUUAAUGAUGUACUUAUUUAAAACAUUCAUGCCAUUGCUAUCAUGCAGCACAUGAAGAAAUGUUUGCACCUGUGGAAUAAUAUGAUAUAAUAUAAUAUGCAUUCUAAACACAGAUGUGGUCCCAGUGUUGUCCACACACACACACACACACAUACAUACACUCGUGUUGAUGCAUUCCCCCGGUGCUGUCAUGUCUGUCUCUGUACACACACACACACACUCCACACUGCGGUGGCUGGUUGUGUUUUGUCCGUCUGCGCGCACACACACACACACACACACACACACACACACACACACAGACCCUGUUGGUCUGGCCCCCGUCUCAAUAAAACAACUCUGUGUUCGCCCCCUUUCA